Magallana angulata is the source of this 2192-nucleotide messenger RNA. Its product is annotated as protein C12orf4 homolog. The transcript is spliced from 14 exons. Gene Ontology annotation, cellular component: cytoplasm. Bases 321 to 1958 code for a protein of 545 amino acids. The record is from RefSeq and is a predicted model, not a curated record. Lineage: Eukaryota; Metazoa; Mollusca; Bivalvia; Ostreida; Ostreidae.
CCUUGACUGCAUAUUUUUUUAACAGUAAUCAAGGCUGUGUACGGUUGCACGUAGACAAAUUUAAAGAAUUUAAACCCUGACCACUGCCAUUGUAUUUGUUCUUCCUUCUACCAUUUGGUGCCAUGAUUUUGCGGGAGAUCUCUCUGAUAAAUUAGCUAGAUACCGGCUCCAUUACACUUGAGACAGCUAGUGGCACCAUUGUACAUUAAUUGACCAAUUUUAAGGGGGAAGGUGUAGAAGUACUCCUUCUGAAUCAGCUGUAUACUAUCAUGAUCAAACUCCUUUAGCCUCUUAUUGUUGCAUUAUCUGAUACCUGAACAAUGAGUGGGAGCAAGAUUAUAGAUUUCCACUACCAGUUCCGCAGCAAGGACCUGACCUCCACUCUAACAGUACCUGUCACCAUCCCGAACCCUCAGCCCGCCUCCGACCUCGUGGGUCGGCUGGUCAACGCCCACAACCUGCCAUGCUACGUGGAAGAAGAUUUAAAGAACAAGCUCGAGAAAUUUAUGACAGAGGAAACCAACAAACUGUUUGAUGAAAAUUCGCAGAAAGCUCUCCAGAGGUUGAAAAAUGGAGACAUUAAUAUAGAUGAUGUUGUCACGAAAUGGCACAACGCCUUUAGUGAGGAAGUCAAGCGUUAUGCCAAGCCAGAGAGUGUAACGGAACAGCAGGUGUUCUCGGAGGUGUACCACAGCCUGAUCCACUCGCCCGCCCUUGACACGCUCCUCAACCUUGAGCACACGUAUGCCCUUACAAUCGAGGACCUGAUACAGCAGAGGGACAAAGACCUUGAAUACCUAGAUGACAGACAAAGAGAAGAGAUGGAGGAUGCAAUGAAGAAUGCUGGGACCAAGUACACAGAUGCCCAGGUGAACCAGCUGGCCCAGCGGCAUAUUGACAACUCACAGUUGAUAAGUGGAAAGUGGAGUAGUGAGUUGUCCAACCUGAGAGAUACACAGAAGCGUGAGUUUAGGGAGUGGGUGCUGAAAGUCCAUGAAGACACGCAGUCUCCAUCCAAAUCCACUAGCUAUCUAAACCGAGUGAGAGCCCUCAGCAGUAGUCUACCGGAGGCAGAAGAGAAUGAAAGGGGACCUAACACCAUUAGGAUGGAGGAGAGCUUCACUAUACACCUUGGUGCCCAGAUGAAAACUACACACAAUCUUCGUUUACUCUGUACAGAUAUCCUAGACCUAUGUCGGCACAAAACCCACACAGUAGGUGGAAUGGUCAUUCCUCAACCUCAGAGACUGCAGACCGCCAUGUCCCUCUACUCCAAUGACCUUUGUGCGCUGAUCAUGAUGGUUGAUAACCGAUUGAACUCAUACACAGGGCUUAAACGAGAUUUUUCAAAAGUUUGUGAACAGUCGACUGACUUCCACUUUCCUGAUCUUGAGCAACAAUUUGCGAUCAUAGAACAGGAACUGGCUCUGGCCAAUGAACACCGCCAGCAACACAAACACUCGGAGGAUGCAGACAAAGUCAGCCUCAAAAGCAGCAGCAGUACAUCUAGUGAGGAGAAAACUAAAAAUCUAAGGGCAGGAGAUUUCUACUUGACAAAACAUUCCAAUCUGUCGGAGGUCCAUGUUGUGUUUCACUUGGUAGCAGACGACAGCAUCAAACAGUCGGACAUUUCCUCUCGCCACCCAGUUAUACUGAGCAUCAGGAACAUCAUCAAGCUGUGUUUCCGUUAUGACAUCAACACCCUCACCAUCCCUCUCCUUCUCUUCAAUGAGAUGACGGAGGAGAUGACCAUCCCAUGGUGUCAGAAAAGGGUCGAAUUGAUGUUUAAGUGUGUCAAGGGCUUCAUGAUGGAAAUGGCAGCCUACGGCGGAUACAAAUCCCGCACAAUUCAGUUCCUAGUUCCCCCAGGGAUUUCUGAGGACGUGUUUUCGGGCAUUAGCUCCAUGUUGACCAAUAUCUUCAGACUUUCCAACCCCCUGGUGGUCAAGUCUAGCUAGCAAUGGCAUGGAUAAUUGGAAACUAUGAACUAUCCAAUUGUGUGGAUUGUCUAAUUGCAUGGACUAUCCAAAAAGUGGUCAACCAGAGAAUAUGAAAUAUUGUGUGUGUGAAUAUAAUGGGACAAGUGCAAUAGAGAGCUCUUCUUUUUUUAUUUAUCGAAAAUUGGUAAAAUACCCAAUUACUUUUAAGUGUGUUAGAUGUAUUUGAUUGAAAAAUAAAAUGUUCAUGCUGUU